Mucor mucedo is the source of this 159-nucleotide messenger RNA. RefSeq lists its product as uncharacterized. The transcript has 2 exons. The record is from RefSeq and is a predicted model, not a curated record. The coding region runs from base 1 to 159 and encodes 52 amino acids. Lineage: Eukaryota; Fungi; Mucoromycota; Mucoromycetes; Mucorales; Mucoraceae. Gene Ontology annotation, molecular function: zinc ion binding; nucleic acid binding.
AUGUGCUGCGGUAACAUUACUCAACAACAGUCUACUACCAUCACAAUUAGUUUGAUCAAUAUGUCUUAUGCUAUUAAGCCAUUAAACCUACAAGGCGGUCAAUGCACUUGGUGUGGAAAAUAUGGUCACAAGCAUAUGUCAUGUCCAUUAUUAAAGUAA